UUGAAAAAAACUGAUUCAGGAAUUCCACUUCUUUUUACCGCUAUUCUGACUAUUGCUGUUCCGAACUUUUUUAACCGAGAAGACGAUUUUUGUUGGGUACGACCGGACUACCUUAUCUAUGCAGUUGUUGCGCCAACUUCUGUGGUGGUAUUUAACGGGCUGAUCUGUUUUUUCAUGAUAAUGAUCAACUUAUUUCCUCAUCUAAUCCGAAGUCGAACGAUUACUUUAACACAUCAACGAUCUUCUCGGCGUCUGAAAAUAAUUACGCUAAUUUUAAUCCAAUUUUCUCUUGGACUCCCAUGGGUAAAUUUUGACGAAUUGUUCAAAAGCCUUUGGGUUAAAAAUUGUAAUAACUGUACAAAUCAAUUCCUGUAA
Molecule: messenger RNA, 375 nt
Organism: Enterobius vermicularis (human pinworm)
Lineage: Eukaryota; Metazoa; Nematoda; Chromadorea; Rhabditida; Oxyuridae
Source: the annotation of a GenBank genome assembly